This is a messenger RNA of Peniophora sp. CBMAI 1063, 876 nucleotides long. NCBI's taxonomy places the organism in Eukaryota, Fungi, Basidiomycota, Agaricomycetes, Russulales, Peniophoraceae. The record is from the annotation of a GenBank genome assembly.
AUGGCCAGUGGAUGUGAGACUCUACCAGCGAUCGUACAGGAACUUCAGCUUCUCAAACAUUCGCUGCUUCCCGACGAGCGUAUGACGCUGCUCUCGCCCUUGACAGCAGAAGAGGCCCUGGAAAGUGCUCUGGAUGCUCUGAGCGGCGACGAUCUCUCCGAGCUCUCAGAUAGCCUAAGCGGCAAUGCCUUUCUUACUCUAGCAUUUGAGUUGGAAGACUGGCGCGGUAUAUGGUUCGAAAACAAUAUCUGCCUGGCAGCCUCGGUACCCACGACUUCGGGAGGCGAAGAUCGGUACGACAUUAUGGUGAAGGGCGAAAACCUAGGACGUGAGGAUCAGACGCGAUGGCAGAGCAUAGUGCACGAUAAAAGACGCGAAGUCGCAGAAUCAGGCAGUGAAUAUCCUUUGUUUCAGCUAGUAUCAGAGCAUCUACUUCCGCUACUUCAUGAAGAAGCGACGGCUCAGCACAUGCUCCAUGAGAUCAACGGGACUCAAACGGUCUUGCCCAGAUCUCCAGGUCCAGUCUACCAUGCCCUCCUAACCAGUCACCACCUCAAAGCCCCGAGCAAACGACGCGACAUGGCGCACUGGGCAUCACAAUUGCAUCUAUCUGGCUUCGCCAAAGUUGGACAUCCAGGCGUGAUGUACGCCGAAGGUGUGCACGAGGACGUCGAGGAGUUCGUACAGAACGUGAAGGCGAUGCAGUGGCUCGCGUUACGCGUGCGUUUUGUCGAGCCUUUGCCGGAGGGACUUAGGCCUGCGGAGAAGAAGGAAUGGAAGGAGUUCGAGAAGGUUGGAGAGGUUGUCGAUGAGAUGAGGAGGUUGGGCGGUAGGGAGGCAUUUGUUGUAGAGAUGGGUAUUGGGAGUGCCAAGUAG